Antechinus flavipes (yellow-footed antechinus) is the source of this 29592-nucleotide messenger RNA. RefSeq names its product melanoma-associated antigen C1-like. The transcript is spliced from 3 exons. The record is from RefSeq and is a predicted model, not a curated record. NCBI's taxonomy places the organism in Eukaryota, Metazoa, Chordata, Mammalia, Dasyuromorphia, Dasyuridae. The coding region runs from base 1 to 1008 and encodes 335 amino acids.
AUGACCAAGGCAGGAACCGUGGAAGAGCCGGCCUGGCCUGGAGACUCGGGCUUGGGCCACAGCCAGCAGCAUGGAGUCUUCUGGAAAGUGCAGGCUUCCCCUGCUCUCCUGACUUAUCUUCUCUCCAAGAUCCUUCCUCCUCUCCUCGUUCCAUCUGACUUUUCCCUCCUCUCCCCUCCAUUUCCACCUCUCCAUCUCUCCUUUCCCUCUUCUCUAUCUCUCCUUCUCUCCUUUCCCUCUUCAACUCUCCAUCUCUCUUUCUCUCCUUUCCCUCUUCUCCAACUCUCCAUUCCCUCUUCAACUCUCCAUCUCUCUUUCCCUCUUCUCCAUCUCUCCUUUCCCUCUUCUCCAACUCUCCUUUCCCUCUUCUCCAACUCUCCUUCUCUCCUUUCCCUCUUCUCCAUCUCUCCUUCUCUCCUUUCCCUCUUCUCCAUCUCUCCUUCUCUCCUUUCCCUCUUCUCUAUCUCUCCUUCUCUCCUUUCCCUCUUCUCCAUCUUCUCUCUUCUCUCCUUUCCCUCUUCUCCAUCUUCUCUCUCUCCUCUCCUUUCCCUCUUCUCCAUCUUCUCUCUCUCCUCUCCUUUCCCUCUUCUCCAUCUUCUCUCUCUCCUCUCCUUUCCCUCUUCUCUCUCUCUCCUCUCCUUUCCCUCUUCAACUCUCCAUCUCUCCAUCUCUCCAUCUCUCCUUUCCCUCUUCAACUCUCCAUCUCUCUAUCUCUCCUUUCCCUCUUCAACUCUCCAUCUCUCUAUCUCUCCUUUCCCUCUUCAACUCUCCAUCUCUCUAUCUCUCCUUUCCCUCUUCUCUCUCUCUCCUUCUCUCCUUUCCCUCUUCUCCAUCUCUCCAACUCUCCUUUCCCUCUUCUCCAUCUCUCCAACUCUCCUUUCCCUCUUCUCCAUCUCUCCAUUCCCUCUUCUUCCUUCCUCCUCUCCAAGCCUGUUCUCAUCUGUCCCUUCCGUAACUUCUCUCCACUGCUCCCCCUCGUCCUGCUCCCCAGGGCUGGCUCUUUGCUGACGAGAUGGUUCUAGUGCGGUCAUUCACAAGACAAGCCGAGGACAAAGGAGACUUCCUGCCUGGCCUCCAGAGCUGCUAGAGGAGUAAAGUUAGUGCCCACCAGAGCCCGGCCUUGCCCUUGGCCGGCGCCCCCCUCCCCACAGACGUGGCUCUUGGCUGCUCCAUCCCUCCCACUCGAAGGCCCCCAAGGAAAUCUUACCAAGCCUGCCUUGAGCUGCUCCUCUUUUUCCAUUUAAUCUUGCUGAACCCUAGGAAGGAAGGGAAUGGAGGGAGGGGAACCCCUGGGGCUGACCUUCCUUCUGCCCCUUCCCCUGGGUCUCUCCUGGACGUUGCCCUAGCUCCUCCACAGAUGUCCUAGGACAAGAGCUUCUCAGCCUUUUGGGGUUUUGAGCACACCUUCCUUAUGGCAGAGACCCCUCGCCCCCUCCUGACAGCCAUGCUUUCCCCCACUACAUCACACAGUGGGUCUCUGUGGAUGGCAGCCGCCACCAGCCCAGCUGGCCAUCUUCCUCCCAUCUUCCAUUAUCCCAUCAUCUGCCCAAGACCACGGGGUAAAAAAUCCAGCCAAGGAGACUGAGCAACCAAGAACGUCCUGCUCCCAGCAGCCACCUUCCUGAUGGAGCCCUCGUGGGGCCACAGCCAGCUUCCUCUCUUUACACAAAAGGUGAUGGAGAGACCCGUCCAAGGUCCCACAACAAGUCACAGAGCAGGAUUUGAACGUGGGCUUCUCCCCGCUGCCUCCAAGGUCAUCCACAGGCGUGCCCCCUCCCCCCAGGCCCACGUCCUGUGGCACUCACUCACUCACUGCUUCCCUGUGGCUCCUGCUCGCUCGCUUCCAGAGGAUGGAGGAGGGUCUCCCAUCUGCUUGCACAUGGAGUGGCCAGCUUUGGCCCAUCUCACUCCCUUGAUAUCACGGUCCAUGGCCGGCUUCCCCGGCCUCCUUCCCAAAGACCCGGGAGUCCGGGAGGGAAGACUUUCCAAGUGGGUGAGGGGCUGGAGUCAAGGGUUGGGGGCACUGAGAAAGCCGAGGGAUUCAGACAGCCACCAUCCCCCAGUCACCAAAGAGGCCGUCACCAUUGGGGGGGAGGGAGAGGGCUCAUGGGAGGGACAGUGAUUGUUACAGGAAAGGAGGAGGAAGAGGGAGGCCCCUGGGGGUCUAGGAAGCUCGGACAGCCAGAGGCUUGGGGCCUGGAUGCAGGGAGGGAUUUUCCUUGGAGAACAGGGCAGGUCUGGGAGAUUUUAGGUGAAAUAACACUCUCUAAAGGGGUCACUCUAGACAAUGAGACAGAUUUCAUUUGGAGGAACAAAAGGUCAAGGACAAUCAUGAACAAAUGGGAAUGCAGGGGUUUGCUUCUGUUAGAUCUCAAGCUACAUUACAAAGCAAUUAUCAGAAGUAGCUGCUACCAGGCCACCGGGCCACAGGAAGCUGGGAGAACAAUUCCAAGUCCACAAAACCGUGGAAAACAAUUUGUGGGAAAAACAGGGUGGGAGCAGCAGUUCACACCACACGCUCCGAAGGUCCCACACGAGCUCAAUAUGAGGGAACCACGAUCCGAGUCAGAAUAGCACGGACCAUUCAAAAUGGCGGCGAGGCUGGAAGUCCUCAUCCAAACGAACGGCCGAUAAAACCCAAGACACAGAAGCAACAGCUACAGGUAUCAAUGGGCCGUGGCCAACAACUCAAGGAUCAAAGAUGUGAACAGAAGGGGUUAGGACAAGUUAACACGGUCUUACCUCCCAGAGGGAACAGUACAGAGGCCGGCCCAGGCUGGAGCCUGCAGGACAGACCUACCCCAUACAGCAGCAGGGUUGGGUCUGGGGAAGUUCUGGUCCAAGGGUCACAGCAGCCAACAGCGGGAGAAGGAAAGUCAGGGCAAACCGCACACAAAAUCCCUCCUCAGAGGGAUACACGAGCCAGACAAAUCAGAGGAAAGGGAAAUUUCUGCCUUUCAGAUCUAGGGGUAGAGGAAAGUCUGGGAUAAACAGAACAUGAAACAGCUCAUCCAAGGAACAACUGGGAUCAAAUUGUUGAAGGUUUUUGCACAAACAAAUGUAAUAUAGUAAUGCCAGAGGGAAUAGGUUAAUGGAAAAAACCAAAAACACUUAAGCUUCUCUGAUAAAGGUCUCAUUUCCAAGAUACUUUUUUUUUAAAAAACAGAAAAUAACUAUAUUUCUGUAUCUGUGCAUACAUACGUGUGUGUAUGUAUUUAUAUAUAAUUUAGAUCUAAGAGAAUUUUGCACUAGGUUGAAAGCCCUAUUAAAAGUGAUCCAAGCAUAUGACCGUGUAGCCAGGUCAUCAAAAAAAUCAUACAAAUGCUCUAAAUCACUAAUAUUUCAAGAAAGGCAAAUGAAAACAACUUGUUUCUAUUUUAUGUCCAUCAGAUGGGCAAAGGUUACAAAAGCGGAAAAGGACCAUACGUACAAAAACCUUUCUAGUGUCCAACAAGUACACUAAGCACUUUGGGUCUAUGAUUAGAUUAUUGGCCUGCAAGAAAUAUCUGGAAACUUGUAGGAACUGAUACAGCGGAGAUCCCGCAAACCAAGAACCGUUUACCAGUGGCGCCCAAGAAAACCCGACGGCAUCCUGAGCCGCGGCAUGGAAAACCGAGAUGAAACCCACCACUCACCUUGGGUCAGAGGUCACAUGCUUACAACACAUCUGGGGGUGUGGCCCGGGGCCCAGUGUUUGCUGGAUUCUGCCGUCUCUAUGAGGGGUGGUCUUUUGGGGAGGAAAUUACAGGCAAAAACUGCUGCAUCCCUAGUCUUGGUGACAUUGAGAAUAUGGUCAGAGCAGAGCAGUGAGGAAAAGUAUUCACCGAUUAAGACAUACAGCCUAAAAAAUUACAAACAUUUUUUGUACAAAUAAGUUGAAGAAAAACCAAUAAAUUACAGCCAAGAUGCCAAUAUAACCCCAGUUCCUUAAUAUCAAUUCAUUACUUAAUAAUUAGAAGAAAACAUAGGGCUAGUAUCAAAGAAAAUUGGAAGACGGUGUUUGGAAGGAGGAUUUAUAUAAGGAAAUCAAAAUAUACUCUAUAAAAAAAGCAAUAAUCUGUAUAUAAUUUCGCUUAAUAGGUCAAAACCAAAGUGUGCACGAUAGACAACAGCCUGAUUAACCUGAAGUGUUAAUAUAUUAGGGAGAUAUUAAUUUUUAAUAACCAGAAAAUUAAAUUUUACUCUAGUCAUGCUGUUUUAGAUUCACAUCUCACACAUCACAAUUCCAAUUAUGUCAAUAAAGAUUUAAAGCAUCAUAAAGAAAUAGAAAAUGAACUAUAAUAUCCAAGAGGUAAAAAAUUCUUGGUAUCCAAAUAGAUAAUUAUUUAACAGUACAACAAAAUGAACCACAGAUGGGGGCAUAAAGUGGAAUCUUUGUAGCAAAUACUUCUGUGGACAGCCACAAUCUCUAUUCAAGACAAUGUCACAUCAAUUGAUUAGAACUAAAAAUGUAACCAAUCAACGAGGAAACCUUUUUACCUAAUAUUCUUAGCUCUGAACAACUCAUGUGUCUGCCCACCAGGGGGGGCAAAAAAGUCAGCCUAUAUGGAUCUUCAGGGAUCCAAUUGUCCCACACAAAAUGACAAAUAUAGAGAGACCACGGAAAUGGACAGGUUUAUUAUCUAAGCAUGAUGAGAUGAGAAGGGAUGGGAAGCAUCCACUUGGCAAGGAGGAGGAAGGGCUGAUUACAACAAAGACGGGGUAAGGGAUCUUAAAGGGCAUAUUAUGGGAGGGGAAGGGAAUAAGUUACAAGAUAAGAUACAAAAGCAAAUGGCUUCACUGAAACAUAUUACCAAGAAAUGCAACUUAAAAAAAAUUAAAACCAAGAUAAAUCACUCCCAAAUUUUCAUACUUAAAAUAAAGCCACAAAAGACAAAAAAUAAAUUUAAAUGGUGAUAAUGACCAUCUAGCAAAUACAUUUAUACACCAAGAUGUAAUUAGACCUAUCACAAAAUUAUUUUAAUAUUUAAGUAUAAGUAUUUUAAGCAUUUACUUAAGAUUAAGAUUAAAUAUAAAUAUUUAAUACUACUUCAGUUUUUUUUUUUUUUAAUUCUUGAUCCAAAUGGGAUGUAAAGUGCCUGAGGUGGAAUUUGAGCUCACGUCCUUCUAAUUCCAGGAGGAACUCUAUCCACUGUACAAUUUAGCUGCUUCUAUUUAUGUAUUUUAGAAAAAGAGCAAAGAUCUAAUAACUUGAGAGAUUCAAUGUGCUUGGCUAGAUGGAGCUAAUAUAUUAAACCUACUCGUUUGCUAUUGUAUUACUUAUAUACCACCAAUAGGCUAUUUCAAAAUAAUAAGUAAAAAUGAAUUUGCAGAAGAACAAAGAAAAUUAUGGGAAGGAAAAAGAGGUAUUUGCAUGGCAACAUUUCUAAAACUAUCUGGAGCUAGUUAUGAAUCAGAAAAAGACAUUGAUGUGAACAGGUUAUUUUGAGCUAGAAUCAAAUGUAUAACUACUCCAGGAUCACAAAUACUGAGGAGAAGAAAUAUUAAAUAAAAACAGACCAUGUGAAAAAGUAUAGCAAAUACAAUUUUUUUUAAAAGCUAAGAAUUAAAUAUCAUACCACUACCACAAUGAUUACAAAGUGUCUUAGUGUCCUCAAUAGGUACAAGAAAACCAAGAAUUUAAGGGAAAAUCUUUAUCAAUGUUUUUGGAUAUAAUUCUGACAUUGAAGCUUAUGGUGAUAUUAUGAGCUACCAACACAAGAGACAAAUGGGAACAAGCAGUUCCCAAGAGAAAACAAAUCAAAAUCCACAUGAAAAUUUUCAACCUCUAGCAAGAAGAAUGUAACUUAAGCACCAGGAUGUUAUCUUAUACAUUUUAGAGGGCAAAGACUUUAGUUAAAAUAUUUGCAAUCCCUAAUUGGAAGGACUCGAGAUAAACAAGGGCAUUUUUUUGAAUAUGACAAAACUCAAAUAAACUUGUUCAUAGCUUCCAUAUUGAGGGGAAAUCAAGGAGGAACAGAUGAGACUCCUGUCCUUAGUGCCAGGAAGCCCUAUUUUCAGUCUGGCUCUGAAAGGUCCACAUUUGCUCUCCCUGGUACAAAAAUAUUCUUAGAAAAAUCAGAAACACUCCAUCUGUUCAACUGUUGGGUAUGGUUGGCAACAAGUAUAUAAUAUAAAUAGCAAACCACACCGGAAAGGCAUGGAAAAGAGCAUGAUGCCAUUACCUUGUUAAUGUCUACUUCUUAAAUAAAACCCCCUGCAACUAAGAAAAGUUUAAAGAUCCAUUUAAAGGAUUUCUGUCUUGCACUUUCACAGAAUUUAGUGAAAAUCAAUCAUUGAUAACGUGUCCUUAAAUGUUUUUCAAAGUAUCUGAUAUCAAAUAAAUCAGAAACGCAGAACCAAACAGAUAGACUAAUAUUAGAUAAAACCAAGAUCAUGGAAAACACCGAGGAAGGGAUAUUCUACAUUAUGCCAGAAAUUCCAAUGAUUUCAAUAAUCCAAAUAAUAAGUAUUAGGAGAUAAAGGAAUGUUGUAGUUAACUUUGCUACACAAUUCUGAAGUAUUCAACCAAGACACGUUAUAGGCAGCAGAGUAAAAAUAAUCAAGAAACGAAACAGGGUAAAAGAGAAUAUCUUUGCCAAAUGUAUUGGAAACUUACAUAUACAUCAGAAAAAUGCAACUCGAUACAAGAACUUCUUCCUUCUAAGGAGCUUUCUAAUUGAUUCCAAGGAAAGGUUCAUGGGGGACAAGGGUAAAUCUGGAAAUAAGUGACACAUGAUCGUGCUGAAUGAAAUGACUCAAGGAAAGAAGGAAACGUGAAGAAAGCUGCGCUAGAAAUAUCUAUUUAUACACACCUGCAUAUUCACACUGAAUAUAAUUAUGGAAGUCACAGCACACCAUCCAAGAUAGCAAAAAGUUCUUGGUUUCUUAGGGGGAGGUGUUAUAUAAAACAAGAGCAAUUUUUUCAAUACUUUGUUAAAAUUAAAUUUUUUUUGUUUUUAAUCUACCUAAUGUAAAUGUGAUUCCUUUUACUUAGUUGUAAAGAACUGAGGACUUAGGACUUACUGCUAUGUCAGAUGAGGAAAGAGAAACCAAUUAGCUAAACAUUGCUUAACAUAUUGCUAAGCUGAACCACAUUGCAUCAACAGAACACUUAGAUAGUCAUCCUAAAUACCCUUUUAUUAUUUUUCAAUCAUAUCUGACUGAUGACCUCAUUAAACAUAUCUUAAGUCAAUGAUAAAAGAUUUUUUUUGAGGAAUAAGGAAAUUGGAGAAUUCGGAUACAGUUAGAUUCAGUCAAUACCCUAAAAAUGAUUAAAAUUGACCUAUUUUAUUGAUUUUUGGUGUUACACAAUGUCUCAAGAUCAGUACUUUAUAGGAUUAAAUAAAAACUUUUGUGACAAAUUUUAAAAGCUACUUAUAUGAAAGUAGGGAGAUGGAUUUAUAUGUAACUCCAAAAUCUAAUAUUAGAUGUUAGAAAAGAUCAACAAACUCUAUUUAUACAAUAUACAACUUAAUAAAAUACAAAAGCUAAAGGCUAGGACAGAAGGAAAAUUCUAUUUCAAAGGGAAAAAUAAAAUAAACUUUGACAUCAUUUAGCCAGAUAUAUUGCAAAUACAGAGGUAAUAUAAAUGUAGUUAUAAAAUCAUUAAGAAUUAAGAGUGAAAGGAAAUCUUGCACUAUUUGAGUAGUUGUGAGGGGCUCCAGAAUAGACCUCCUGGAUGGGAAGUGAGCGGUUCCAUGUCUGAACCCGCCCACCCAGAACUGCCACGUAGGCAGAGACCGAGGGCACUGGGAAGGCACAAGAGGAACAUAGCUCCACCUUCGGGGAGGAUCUAGGAGGGACCACCAAAAUACCGGAAGAGAAGCCUAGAGGGAUAAAAGAAGCACAGACUUGUAGGGGGAACAUUUUCUUUUGCUACUCCUUGAAUAAAAAGCUGCAUUAACUCCGGCUCCCUGUCUAGUCAUUUCCCUUUCGAGGGAUCCGGGGACGCCCGAAGCUGAGUCCGCAGAGGACGGACUUAGAGUGCGGAGGAAGGAGACCUGCUUUUGCCGUGAAUACCACGCUCGGGACCCUAACAAGUAGUGAAUUGAACAAAAAUGCAUUUUAGGCAUGUAAAGGAGGUACUAUACUGACAAAUUAUAAAACAAAGGGAAAAAGGCAAGCAAAUAUAUAGGGCCGGGGAGGAGGUACUCUUGGGGGAAAAACUAAAAUCCAUUAAUCAAAAUAUUAAAAUGUAUUAUAUAUAAGUAUAAAAUCUCUAUAAGUAAUGAUCAUUUUCCCAAAAGAUUAGGAUAUACUCGGAUGGCUUUUAAAAGAAAUACAACUAAGAGAAAAGCAAACUAGAAAAACUGGCAUAAUACAGUGAAGCCAAAUUGGCCAAUAUUGUGGAAGACGAUAUUCAAUUGCCGUUUGUGCUGUGGCAAAAUGGCCACGAUGUGCUGCCAUAGUGGCAGUAAGAAAUCAGUAUGAUCUCAAUACAAUAUGAUGCCCUUCAAUAAAGUUCGGCAGCACUGCCAAUGCUUCCGACUCCAUUAGUGCUGUGCUUGAAGCAAAUCCAUUGGUAGGAACAAGAUUAUUCAAAACAGUAAAACCCUAGCAAUCCCCAUGUCCCACAAGCAAAGAAUGACUGCACAGCUUAAACAUUUGAAUAAUAUUUGAAUUGUAGGAUGGGCCAGAACUCUGAAACAAGGAUUCUUACAAGGUAUUAAGGGCUUGGAGAUAGACUGGAGGAAGACAGUAGCUGGAGGCUGGAGCACAAGUUCUGGGACUAAGACAGACUUCAAGUAGAGUUCUGGCCCAUAACAGGAAAAAAGCUGCUUGGGAAAAAAGGGGGAAAUAUAAACGAAGUCAUAUUGACAAUACAUAAAAGGAAACACUCAAAGACACAGAAAUGUUCAGGAAACAAUCAUUACUACUACUUCAAGUCAUGAAAACAUAACAUGAAUAGGUCUUGUGGAGUUUGAAAUUUUGUAUAAUUUCUUUUAUCCUAAAAUUACCAAGCAUCCAUUCUAUCAGGGUGCUAUAAAUCAAGGGUUGCCACUUGAGGUCUGAGAAAGGUCACUACCCCCUGGAUGGUAGGAAGUGGGAGGGCUGCAGGGAGACACCAAACAUUUCUAAACUUUUGUGGAAAAUACACGGGAGGUAAGAAUCUGGUUGUACAAAGUCUCGGGAGAAAGGUUGCUGGGCAGCAGGAAGGUAUGUGAGCUUCUGAAUAUGGUUCAAGAAACAAAUAUCCAUAAAAUGAGCAGAGAAAAAGGGCUCCUGCAUUUUUAGCAGUAACUGGAUGCUUUCCUCUUGUAUGCAGAGCAAUUCUAGGAAGAACAGGAUCACUUCAGACAAGCGUAAUACUAGUUCUCUGAUAUUACACGGCACGGCUCUAAUAGUCUCCAUGAAGCAUAAUGUACACAUAUGUUUGAUUAAAUUGCACUUAAUGGAUUUAUAUGGAAUAUCUGAAAUCAGCACUGAAAUAAAACUUAAAAUGACCACCGAAGUCACAAACCAAACAAAGCCUAGUUAGUACUAUCCCAGCACACCAGGACGCUACCUUUUCCACGGGGCAUUCCAUUUAAAAACAACAAUCAUCAACCAUCUACUUGCAGAACUCUGCACUGAGAGCUUAGGAAGGUUAAGGGGGACAGCUUAGAUCUAGUUGCUACCAUCAUGGGCCAUGGCCAUGGGACUAGAACCAAGGGGUUAUUCGAGUAUAAUUAUAACAAUAAGUAGUUUUAGAAAAUGGAAUGUAAAGUAAAUACAAAAAUAAAAUCAACAUUUCUAUACGGUCACUGGAUGCAUACAAAUCAUAAAAUCUUUCUGUUUCAAUGGAAAAACAAUAAGAAAUAUUAUUACUCUGAUUUAAGACCUUGCACAGACCUUCUCUCUUCACAAAAGGAUGUGAAAAAUGAACAACUGUGAAUAAAGAGACAAACAGAACAAAAAUGUGCCUUGGAAUUAGGAGCAUUCCUUAUUCCCUGAUCCAAGUCCAGUGGCCUUUCAUCCACGUGGCAAGUAUUAGGAUACUGAUCACUGGAAGGCCCCCCUUUCCACCUGAGGACAGUCCUAGCAGGAAUUGAGUAGUUUAGUGACAGUUGGUCUAUUGUACUUAGAGCAGGAUAGAAACCCCAAAUUGGCUUUGAACUUCUGGCUUAGGUAGGGCUGUAACUCAAGACUCCUACAACCGUCACCUCAAAUUGUCUUGAGGUAACGACGAUAGAAAUACUUGGACACAGAACAAUUAUCAUUUCUGAAGGAUUUGUGACUAAAAUAAGAAUAUCUGCACAGAAGUAUUUGGCCGUUGAUCCACAUACGUGCACAUACAUAUACUUACACAGUAUUUAUAGUUACCAUUUAGAAAAGAGACUCAGACAAGGAAACAGUGCACAUGGCCGAGGUCAGCACCUAAGAUAAAAAACUGCCCCAAAGAAUCACUGCUCUGGUGUUAUACUUAAAGUCACCAUCUCAGAGAAUUUCUGCAGUCUAGUUUGUCAAAAAUGAAACUGAAAUUAAAAAAAAAAAUCAAUAUACAACAUCUGAGAAAAUACAAGUGAUGGGGAGCAGUCCAGGAGGGAAGUUCAUUGUGUGGGGGAGCUCUGGAGGGAUUGGGUGGGGGGGCUGCUGGAAUUCAUACAAAGCUCCAGGAAGAAAAGAGUAGAAUUUUCAGGGGAGAAAAACUCAGCAUAUGGGAGACCUAUCAUAGUUCAGGUGGCUGGGGCUGUAAAGGGCGUCAGAUUACUGAGGGGAAGGGGAAGAGAAGGCUUUGAACUACAUUAUUGAGACAAACAGACACACAGGUACAGAAACGAUAUAUAGAAUUCUAGAGCCCUAAGUGGACUUUAGUAUUCCAAAGGGGUAGUCGGUCCUUAGGGUCAUCUCCUGGAAUCCAAUUCCAAUAAUUCUGAGCGUUUAUGGUAUCUAGAUUCUGAUACUGGGACAAAUCAAAGCCUAGAUGAGACUUUAGUGUGGCCCAUGAAUAAUAUACACCAUAUUUUCAAAACACAAAAGAGAAACUAAUCUAGAUUAUAAUGGCCUCAGCAAAAUACAGGAUAAAACUCUAAAAAUCAAACUUUUUUUUAAUUUAAAGAAAUCUGUGGAAGUAACACUUUCAAAGAUUGACUAUAUAUAAAAUAUUUGAGUUUAUACAGAUACACAUGAGAUAUAUGAAGCCGAUGAUCAGACAAUUUUUAGAUAAAUCCACUGGAGGGACACAACAUGCAUUAUUACAGUGUUAUCUGAUUUGAUAUUACAUGGUCUUACCCCAAUGGGCUCAUUCACAUGGGCUCUGGGUAGCAGAGGUUCAGACUCAGGAAUCAAGAGCAGAGUUUGAAUCCUACCUCAGGCAAUUAUUGAUCAGGGGAUCACGAGCAAGUCAUCUAACCAGUAAGGCUGUUCUUCCUUCUUUCCAAAAAGUAGACAAGGUCUCCUAUCUCCAAAGAUUUUGGUUUAUAUGUAGCUUUUUGCAAACCUGAAAAGUGUUGUGUAAGUUUAGCUAUUAUAAUUAUUAUAAUAAAAUUUAUAUAACAAAUGAGAAAGGUAAUUAUAAGGGAGAAGGGGAAUUUAUACAACUAGAAAUCAAAAUAUAUUCCAAAGUAACAAUCAAAACCAUGUAAUAUUUAUAGCAAUGAAAUAGUAAGUCACCAUAAGUGGAACCAAAUUUAUAUAACACAGAGUAGCUCAGUAUACCCAAAGAAAUGAGAGAGGGAUGUUAAUCAAUACACAGGAAAAUUGGGGAGCAAAUAGCAUAUGGGGGAAAUGGCAUCAGAUAUAAAUCAUAUCCAUCUCUCAAUGAAUUACAAAUGCAUGGCAUUUACUUUAAAACUAUCAUCCUACAUUAUAGGACACAAUAGAAUGCUCUAUCAUAGUUAUAUACAGAUGGAAAAUUCUGAGCUAAUCAUCAAAUACAGCAGUGUAUAAGAGAUAAAAUAAAUGGGUUUCAUUGUAAAAGGCUGGCAAGAAAAUAUAAAGAUUGGGAAACUUAAAAGGUCAAAGGUUAGAAAUAUGCAAGUAUCAAAACACAAAUCACUAACACAGAAGAGUAAAACUAAUGAAAAAUGUAAACAUUGUACACGACAGUAAUGCUGGUUGAGGUGGGGCAAAAGAGGCACCUUGUGAGUGAUGGGGCUAUUAUAAAUUGAUAUUGCAUGCUUUCAUGCAUAAAUAACCAUAAUCCCAUGGUGGGAUUAUGCCUUUCAAGGGAACAAAAGACCCAAUUGUAAAAUAUACAUGUAGCAGUGUUAUUUAUAACAAAAAAGCCCAAGGAACACAACAGUUGGGGAAGAGCUAAGCAAAUUAUGAUAAUCUGAAUGUGUGGUGAAAUAUAUGGUACUUUUUUUUUUAAUGUGGAAAGAUAUAAAAUAAUAAAGCAAAAUUAAAAUAAACAUUUAUAUUGAUUGUGAUUAGCCAAACUAGAAACACCAGGGGUAAGCUCACAAAUGUUCCAAAGAGGGUGACUGAUCUGGCUUUUUAGAGAGAACAAAAAUCAUCCUAAAUAAUAAAAUAAAAAAAGCCUGGUUUAGUCGUUUCUAAUUAUUUUAUAUAUAGGUUAACAGUAGAGGGAAAAACUUACGAAGUCCCAUUUCAGAAAAAGAAAUUGAACAAAUCAUUAAUGGAUUCACAAGUGAAUUCUACCAAACAUUUAAAAAACAAUUAAUUCCAAUACUAUGUAAACUAUUUGGAAAAAUAGGUAAAGAGUCCUACCAAAUUCCUUCUAUGACACAAAUACGGCACUGAUCCCUAAAUCAGGAAGAGCCAAAACAGAAAAUUACAAACAAAUCUCCCUAAUGAAUAUUGAUGCAAAAUUUUUAAAUAAAAUAUUAACAAAGAAUUUAUAGCAACUUAUCAGCAGGAUAAUAUACUAGACCAAGUGGGAUUUUUAUACCAGAAAUGCAGGGCUGGUUCAAUAUCAGGAAAACUAUUACCAUAAUGGACUCUUAUCAAUAACAAAACCAAAGGAAACCAUGAGAAUCUCAAUAGAAAUGGAAAAAGUUUUGACAAAAUACAUCACCCCAUUCUAUCAAAAACAUUAGAGAGCAUAGGGAUAAAGGGAGCUUUCCUUAAAAUAAUAAGCAGUUUCUAUCUAAAACCUACAGCAAAUAUAAUUUAUAAUGGAAAGAAGCUAGAAGCAUUCCCAAUAAGAUCAGGAGUGAAACUAGAAUGCCCAUUAUCACAACUAUUAUUUAACAUUGUACUAGAAAUAUUGGUUUUAGCAAUAAGAAAAAGAGAGGAACUAGAAAAGGCAAGGAGGAAAUAAAACUAUUAUUCUUUGCAGAUAUGAUAAGUAUCAUCAUCAUUAUAGAAAAUCCUAAAAAAUCAUCCCAAAACCUACUGGAAAUAAUUCACAGCUUUACUAAGUUGCAGGAUAUAAAAUAAACCCACACAAAUCAGCAUUUCUAUAUAUUACUGACCAAGCUCAUCAGCAAGAGAUAGAGAAAUUCCAUUUAAAAUUACUGUAGACAAAAUAAAAUACUUGGGGGAGGGGGAUCCUACGUGCCAGGACAAACUCCAGAGCUAUAUGAACACAGUUGCAAAACACUUCUCACACAAAUAAAAUCAGAUUUAAACAAUUGGAACUGGUUCAGUGCCAUGCCAUUCUAUCAAAACAUUAUUUUAUAGAACUAGAAAAAAAUAAAAUUUAUCUGGAAGAACAAAAGAUCAAGAAUAUCAGGGGAAUUAAUGGGAAAAAAAUACAAAGGAUCAUGGUUUAGCAAUACCAGACCUAAACAACAUUACAUUACAAAGUAGCAAUAAUCAGAAUCAUUUGGUACUAGCUAAGAAGUAGAGUGGUGGAUCAGUGGAAUAGAUUAGAUACACAUGACACAUUUAAAGCAAGGCCUAUAAUAUUUGAUAAACCCUCAACUCCAACUUCUGGAAUAAGAAAUCAGUAUUUGACAAAAAUUGCUGGGAAAACUGAAAAGCAAUGUCAGAGACUUGGCAUAGAUCUACAUCUCACACCUCAUACUCAAAAUGGAUACAUAAUUUGAGCUUAAAGGAUGAUACUGUAAACAAGUCAGGAAAUAAGGGACACUUGACUUAUCAGAUCUUUGGAGAAGGGAGGAAUUUAUGACCAAAGAAGAACUAGAAAACAUUAUGAAACGCAAAAUGGACAAUUUGGAUUACAGUAAAUAAAUGAAUUAAUUCAUAAAUAAGUAAACAUUUAUAAAUAAAUUAAAUAAAAAUACAGUAAUUUUUUUUUUAAUUUGCAAACAAAACCAACAGAAAUAAAAUUAAAAGGAAAGUACAGAUUUUUGCUGGGAAAAAUCUUUACAGGCAGUAUUUUUGAUAAAGGUCUCAUUUCUAAAAUAUAUAAAGAAUUUUGUCAGAUUUAUAAGAUUACAAGUCAUUCCCCAAUUGAUAAAUGGUCAAAAGGAUAUGAACAGGCAAUUUUCAGAUAAUGAAAUUGAAGCCACAUAUAGUUAUAUGAAAAAAUGUUCUAAAUCACUAUAGAGAAAUGCAAAUUAAAACAACUGACAUAACACCUCACAUCUCUCAGACUGGCUAAAAUGACAGGAAAAGAUGAUAAAUGUUGGCGGGGAUGUGGAAAACUGGGAUACCGAUGCAUUGUUGGUGAAAUGAUCCAACCAUUCUGGAGAGCAAUUAGAACUAUGCCCAAAGAGGUAUAAAAUUGUAUACUCUUUGACCCAGCAAUACUAUUACUGGGUUUGUAUUCCAAGGAAAUCAUAAAGGAGGGAAAAGGACCUACACAUGCAAAACCAUAGCAAUUCUUUUUGUGGUAGCAAAGAAUUGGAAAAGGAGCAGAUGCCCAUCAAUUGGGGAAUGGCUGAACAAGUUGUAGUACAUGAAGGUAAUGGAAUAAUAUUGUGUAAAAAAUAAUGAAUAAGCUGACUUUAGAAAGGCCUGGAAAUAGUUACAUGAACAGAUGCUGAGAGAAACAAGCAGAACCAGGAAUACAUUGAACACGGUAACAGCAAAAUUGUACUAAUGAUCAACUAAGAAAGGCUUGUUUCUUCUCAGUGGUUCAGUGAUUCAAGGCAAUCCCAAUAGACUUUGGACAGAUAAUAGCAUCUGUCUCCAGAAAAAGAACUAAGGAAACUGAAUGCAAAUCAACACAUGUUAUGUUCACUUUUGUUUUUCCAAUUUUUCCCUCUCAACAAUUCAUAGAGGAAUAUGAACUAAGACAAAAUAAUUUUAAAAAUAAAAUAAUUGUAUGUAUAACAACAAAAAAAGAUUUUAUAUCCUAAAAUUACCAGUCUUCAAGUAAAGUAUAGCUUGAAACCAAAUAUCUUCACACUUGAGGCUCAAGGUCAGUGCCCAUUAGGGAAGGCCACAAAGAGGCCAUCUUUGAGCUAGACUUCACAAAGCUUGGGGAAGAAUUCUACCUUCAGAGAACAGAGGCUGGGGGCCUGGGAGGAGGCUGCAUGGCUGAGUUCAUGGAGCUCAGAAUAAGCUUUUUUAAAAACCAAAACGAAAUAAACACAUUUACAAUCUCCUCUGUACACUAUGCUAUUUAGGCAACCCCUGACCUGAAUACUGAUAGGAAACAAAAGCCUGAGUACCGUGUCCUAUUACAAUUACAGGAAUCUCAAAAUACACGUGCCAAUAAUGGGGGAAAGGCUAAGUAAGUCACGCUAGCCUGCGUGGGUGCCAUGAGAAAGAGCAAAUAAAGAUUAAAAAAUAGAAGUACCGUGAACACAUACCAUGAAACCAAAGUGAAUCUGAAAGAAUAAAUGCAAAUAAAAAAAUUACGAGAAAUGUUGCUGCUAAUUAAAGAAAAAACUGCCAUUUAAAAUGAAACUUUUUCUUUUUUUCUAUUUUACUUUGUUAAUGCUCUGAAAUUACCAAUCACAUAAAAAAGUAGAGGGGGGUGUCUCACCGUACAACAGAGGUGGAAGAAGUGAAGACCAAUGGAGGCAUCAUAAUAAAUUCAGUUUUAAAUACCAAAACAUCAUACAGGUAACAUGUAUACACUGGGACAAGGGACAAGAUGACCCACAAAACACAUGGCCCCCAUAGUAGGCAGGACCUGGAAUAGCCAGGAUGAGAUCUAGCAGAUCAAUGCAGAUCAGAGGAAGAUUAACACAGAUUAUUAUCCAACAUUAUUUGAGAAGUACAAGGGAGGCUGAAAUCGAGUGUUGUGAGAAGUCUAAAGGGGAAGGGGGUCGCUCAAACUGAGGGUUCGGAGAUCACAAGGCCUAGGGAAGGGGCUGAAAGCAGAGCAUCUAGGGGAGCUUUUACCAGUCCAGUCUGGCUGAGGCCAUAAAGUAAUGGAGGGCUCUAAAUCACAUAAGAAGGUAAGGGAAGGUAAAGUUUCUGAGCAGCACUGUAGUAACUAAAGUGAAACUAAAAGCACGUUAGAGUAGCCAACAAAUCCAUUAUCAAAGUGCUGAGAAACAGAAAUUAUUACUGAAUGACAGGAAAACUGGUAAUGGGAAUUGGCAAAAUGGGAUCCACAACACACUCCAAUAUAUCACAAAUGUACAUGUAAUUCCCAUGGAACUUUUGUUUAAAAAAAAAAAAAAAUUCCAUCGGGGAGAAAUACUUAAUAAACAACUCCUGCAUUUAUAUUUUUUCACUUCAGUAUUUGUCCAUUAAGCUACAUUCUAGAGCAUAACAGGGAGAAGACAACAUGGAUGACUGUGGGAAGCAGCAUUAGUUUCAAGGGCAGAAAUCCUAGAAAUGCACACGUGUGACAACUGGGAAAUGGCCUGAACUGUACCAUCCGAAUGACAUCAUUAAUAUACCAUAAGAAAGUAUAAAUAUGAAUGAAAUAAAACAUGGGGAGACAAGAAAUAUAACAGAGCCAACAUUAACACUGACUCAUAUUAUAUAAACUCCAGAAAAAAUUAUAAAUGGUAAAAAGAAGGAAUCUUAACCAUUCUGGAUUAUUAAGACAGUAAAAAAUCUACCAUAAUCAAGCAAGUCUGGUUUUGUACUUGGCUUUCUAAUACUCAUUGCUGAAAUCUUGGGGUCCUAAAGGUAGGGAGCAUUGAGCCACAGCCAUAUUAAAGAACACAGUUGUGUUCACACACACACACACACAACACACACACACAGAGUGAACCUAAGGCAGUAAAUGGACUCGCUCACUUCCUGGCAACACUAACAGGAGGAAAUCUUGGAAAUGAGUUCCACGAUAAAUAAUAACAUGGGAUAGGGUCCUCUAUGGUCAUUCCAUGAGAUUCAAUUUCAACACCGUGAAGCAUUUCCUGUUCAUGGAUCCUUGCACUGACAACUUGGAGAAAUAAAAAAAAGUCUGAUUAUAGCCAGGCCCUGACCCGAACUGUGACCAUGGGGUAAAAACCACGGCACUGAUACCAUAAACAAAGAGACAAAAACACACCUGAUGAAAACACGGUGCUAGCCAGCUGUGGCAAAAACCAGGAGCCAAGUAGCCCAACUGUCCACAAUUCUUAGCAGUUUUUAACUAAAAUCGCCAAGAAGAAAUUGAGUGAAAAGCCAUUUACAACAGCAGAAUCUAUGAAGUAUUUGGGCAAGAAACAUGAUAGACCUUCAGUCAACUCUACCAGUUUUAAAGGAAUAAUUAAAUUGGACAAUCAAACCCAGGGACCAAAAUCAUUGAGUUUUGCUGCUUGCAUAGCAAUAUAGCUUCUGCAAUAAUUAGAAAUGGUAUAUCAGAUAUAUACAUAUACAUCUAUAUAUAGCUGUGAUAUAUGCAUACACAUAAGAUAUAAACAAGAAAUGAGCAGUGAAUCAAACUAAAUAACUACAUUAAUAAAUCAAAAUAAAAAGUGUAACACUGAUGAUCAUUUAAAUUACCAAAACACCAAGGAAAGGAUCUAAUGGAUAGGAAAAAUGAGAUAUAUUUCACUAUAUAUUCCAACAAACUGCAAAAGUGACCUGAAGAAUCACCAUAAAGAAGUUUUCAAAAACUAUAAACCAACAGUUACAUGGAACUGUUUAGACCUGCAGAGAAUUCAGAUAAAAAACCCCACGACUAGAACCGGUAAAGUGUCUCUGAUAGAGCCAUGGCAAGAGAGGCACAUCAUAACCCUGCUGGGGCAGCUAGGAACUGACCUCAUUCUUAUUGAAACAUGGGAUAGCAUAAUGAGAAAUGACGUUAUUUCUUAAAUGGCAGGAAAGCCAUGAUAACUGCAAUAUGACAGAACAUUGAAAUGAGAAUCAUGAAAAAAGAAAACGUGGGAAGGUAAUCACAUUUUAUAGAACCAAAGUUAUAUUCACACUGACCACUGAUUAUAUAAACUCUUGAGUAGGGAGAACAUAAAUGUUGGUUGGUUGAUGCUUAUUAAAGAGAAUAAAAAUCUACCACAAUUAGUGGAAGGCUUCUCUUUAAAAACUUAUAUCCUACAAUUACCAAUUUAGGUUAGAGCUAAAACCAACUUUUGUUUGGUGAGGCCCAAGAAAGGUCACUCUGCAUGAAGUGGAAAUGUACAGCUUGAGCAAAUUCUGUGCUAUGGGGAAGGGAGAGAGAGGGCACAAAGUGGCCAGGUAAGCCAAAAGCACCUGGGAUUUACCAAAAAUAGCAUGAGACAUAAAACCUAUUUAUCUAAAAACAUCAUGUGAAAAGUAUAAGGAGUAGAAGAAACCAAGGGCUGAGGGGAGCUCAUCCGCUGGGAUUGGAAUAGCUACAAAGCAUAAAGAAAACAUUAAAUUUUAGAGAAGCAGAGCAUGUGGGAGACCCCGACAGGGCAGUCCGUCUGGGGCUCUAAAGGGAGGUGGGACCAGAUCAUGGGGCAAAGAGAGGCUUUGAAUCAGACAUACAUAAGGAAAGGACCCAUGGGAUUUCAGAAGAAUAAAUGGAUUCUGAUCUUACUCUAGAGACAGCACUCCCAAUACUAAGGAGAAUGUGCUCCCUUCAGAGAAAAAGGAAUAUGAUCUUUACGGUAUACCCAAGGCGCAGGGUCUUUACAGUACCCCAUGGGACUCUCAUGCACGUAUGGUUAGCAGCAAAUCAAAAUCAGAUCACCCACAAUCUGUGGGACUACAGCGACCGAUACAGUACAUUAUCCACAGACAAUAAUGUAAUGGACCUGGAGCAAGAUAGUAACUUCAGCAGAAACAGGAUUAGGAUAAAACCACAAACACCAGUUUUAAAAAAUAUUGUUCUCUAACAAAUAAAAAGGAAAUUGGUGAAAAUUAAUUUACGAUAAUCGACUGAACAAUUCACAAACAUUUGGCUUAUAAUCACAACUCUUAAGUCUAAAUUUUUAAAAAAGAACUAUGGGAAGAAAUCACAUGAUAUUAAAGCAGAUCCAAAAGAAUAUUCACUAGUCAGAAUUAUACCCACUACAAAUACCUGGGGGGGAACAAAACUAGCCACAAGGGGAUAAUGCAGUUAAAAGAGAAUAAAAUUAUGCUUCUAAAAACAAAACUCUCCCUACUUACAAUGCCGAUUUUAUAUUGCCUUCUCUUAGCAGUGUCCUUAAAUUACUUUACAGACUAACACCAUUUUGGCUCCUGCCUCUUGCAUUUAUUAGCCAAGUAACAGCAAGUCACUUAAACCUCUCUGGGUCUCAGUUUCCACAGUCAUGAAAUGGGGAUUAUAAGGAUCAACUGAAGUCACCUAAAUAAAACUCUCUGAAAAACUUCAAGGCUAGUCAGAGGCUAUUAUUAUUAUUCACAAUGAGAAAGAAAACAGGAAGAAAAGGUUGUACAGCUCCAUCUCAAAAUCUAAAGUAGGAUUAAUGGAAACCAACCAGAUCUGGAUAUAAGGUCAAUGAAACAUGGUAUUACCUAAGGGGCCGGAAGGUAGAACAAUCUAGCAUCCUGAAGGCUUGGGGAGGGCACCCCUGGGGACUGACCCCACAUGUUCCAACUUUCCAGUGAACCCAAUUACCUUAGAGCUACAGGAAGGAAUAAAUACAAUAUAGGAUGUAAUCACAAUUAAAUAGGUGGGGAACCCUUAGUUAUUCAUCAAAUAAAGCAACCGUAGGAGAGAAAAUAAAUGGGUUGGAUGGUAAAAAAAUAAAAUAAAAAAUCAUGGCAUCAAAUAUAAAGAAUUUAUAGGAAUAAUUUUUAUUCCCCAAAAGAUCUUAUAAGACUCAAAUGAUAAAAUCUGAAAUAAAAUUGUUAACUAAUAGAAAGCAUUCAAAACCACUGGGGGAAUUGGCUGCUGGCGCAGCUGUGAAUUGAUGGACUCUCAAAUGUCAGCUCAGAAAUAGAGUACCAAACUCUGCCCAAAGGAAAUGAUAUGGAGGGGAGGGCCUUGUUGGACAGGGUGGAAAGCAAAUCCUACUGACCCCACAAGCCAUACUCUCUGAAUGAGACCGGUAUUCUAAAGGAAACAGUACAGAUUUAAAAAGUUUAAAAAUGAACAAAUAUUAGUUCCAGCCAAAAUCAUAAGAACUACAAACACGGGAAAACAUACCUGUAAUGAGGGGGAUGACUGGUACUACUUUACCAUAUUGUGUUCGAUUUUGUGAUGAUUUUUUUUCCAACUUCUUACAGUCUAAAAUUAACUCAACUACAUAGACCUCUAAACCAAAGCCUGCCACUUGAGGCCCAAAAACGGUCACUAGUGUCCGAGUGGGGGUGCGAGAGGGCAGGAUCGUAGGAAGCGGCAGCAUUGGGGUUGUUUUGUAGAGCUUGGGGUGCCUGAAGGCCACUGGGCCCAGGAGUCAAAGGAGGUAAAAGAGACAAAUCACUUUGGGCCUGGUCAUAGAUGAUAUCAAUGAGAACAUGGCCAUCACCUCCUCCCUACGCCAUGCUCUCUUCACACCCACUGGGACACCAGGAGGGACGAUGUUCUCUCCUUGGCCUCUCACUGGGGGCACAAAGCCUGGUUGGCACGAAGACCCAGAGCUCACGAAGAUACAGGUCAGAGGAAAUGAGACCAAAACCCAAAAUGAUUAGAGAAGCACAUGGAACAGAGAGCCUGAGGAAGUGGGGGAGAAGGUGUAGGAACAAUGGAUGAUCUCAGAGAUUGGAACCCAGCAUAUGGGAGACCCUGAUCUGGGAACUGGAGACGGCAUUGGAUCACGGUGGGCAGCAGGCUUAGAAUCGCCUUAGGACCAAGUCUGGGUACACACACGUUACCAAAAGGACAUUACCAGGGCAGUAAAUGGGGAACAGUGCCCCCCACAAUCACAGCAACACCAUGAACAACACAAUCUCUUCAGAGAAGGAAAAUAAUUUGAUCUCCUUGGAAGUAUUCAAAAGGUCUAGGUCUUUAUGGUCAUUUCAGAGGAUUCAUUUCCAGUAGGGACAGUUCUGAUAAUCUCAAAUCCUUUAUCCCCAGAAAGUCAGUAUUCCUGGUUAUCCCAUAGCAUUAAAUCCCAUUAUUAUAAAAAGAAACCUAAUCAUGACACAGGAAUAAGGAAUAAAAACAGGAUAUUGAGUAAUUUAUCAACAUUUCUUGAUCAUUCUCUAGCAAAAGGACCACAAUUAAUUCAAAGAAAGAGCAUUUAUAACAGGACAUAAUAAAAUACAUGUAUGAUACCUAUUUUUUAGAGAUAAAUUUAUCACAAUUUUUAGAAAAACAAACUGGACAGAGUCUACCUGGCACCCAGGCUUACUUGUUGUCUCAGUAUCCACGGCCUAUUUAUGAAUGAAAUACAAUUUAAGCAACAAAUCAAGAGGCAGAGUAAAAAAAGGAUUAAAAGGUUUAUACAACCAGGUUUCAAAAUUACUCACAGUACAAAAAAACCUAUCUAAUAAUAGAUAUACAUUGGGAAAGGUCAAUGAACCAAAAUCAAGAAGGCUUAAAUGGAAGUACACACGUACAUCAUGUGAUAGACUAAAAUACCAAAGCACUAGAGGGGAUGCGUCAUUCAGAGAAGGAAACCAAAAGUUGUGUAUUGUUACGGUGGUCGUCCUUUGUUUUAGGAGACCAAAAUGACUUCACUAUAUUAGGGUUACAGUAUGUCCGACUCUGGCUGAUCAGCCCAAUACAAGCUCAAAAUGCUGUCACAGGUUGGACACGUAGUCCCCAUGAACAUUGGGGGUAAUUUCUCUCAUUUUGUACAUCUCACGUUUCUUUUGGGAAAAUGGAAUUAGAUAUACCCUGCAACCAAACUGCAAUUGUUUUAAAUCAUCAUACAGAAUUUAAAAAGGAUUAGUAAUUCAGAAAAGUGGGAAAUUAUCAGCUACUUAAGGCAAUUGUGGUAGACAAGAAAUGGAUUUGUGUAACAAAACUAUUUUCGAUAAAGUUCCUUAAAUUACCCACAAUGCUAAUUCACCAAAUGACAAAUGAUCAAAAGAUACAAGCAAGCUUCUAAAAAAAAAAAAAAAGUUAGAAUCUACAUAGAAAUGUUCAAAUUAGCAAUAGAACUACAAACAAGAACUCAAAUAAUACCUCAUAAAUAUGGGAAUGAGAAAGAUCACACCCAAUGCUUGGAGAACCAUGGUGAAAGACAAUGAUGGAAAUUGGUCUACUUUUUUCAAGUGAAACGUGGAAUCAUAAUAAAGAACCACAAUAUUCCUUGGACUUUUUUUUUUUUUUACUACAAGAAUCCCAUGAACUCUAUUUUGCAAAAAUAUUAACAAGGAAAACAAAACAAAAAAGAACCUGGCUCUAGAACACAUGCAUAGUAGUAUGAUCUAUAAAGAAAAUAGCCAAUGGAGAACCGCACAAGAGACUAGAAUCUCAGUGUAAAGAACUAUUUAUUAUUUGACCAUCGUUUGGGGCGAAAUUCAUCUCAGGAUGAAUAAACUACUUCAGAGAACAUGGCAGCUAGGGAGGGCUGUAGAGAAGUCUGGAAGAUGUUCCCGUUUCAGAUUCCUACCAGCUGUGUGACUAGUCAGGGCAGGUCAAUUUUGGGGGGAGAAGAGGGUCGAUUGAGGUUUGACCUAACUCCUGGGAAGAGGUUAACAUUAUCCUAGUUGAGCCUCACUGAGAAAGUAUUUUGAAAACCUGAUAAAACCUAUUAUUAGUUAAUAAAAUUUACAUAAGAGGAAAAAAGGGAGAUUGUUGAAUUGCAAAAUAUUUUAUAAUAACCAAAAUUAAAUGAAGCUAAUGAAACAGAUUGUCAGCUUAAAAUGAAAACCUGCCUAGAAUGGACUGUUUGGGAAACCCAGUAUCAAAGCAUCGAAAAAGGGGCGAAUUAUUAAAUAGAUAGGAAAACUGAUAGCACAUGGAAAAUGUACGAGCCACCCCUCACACUGUAUGGCCAAAUAAAUUGCAAACUUACCGGUACAUUUUUAAAGUUUUGUAGAAUUAGGAGAGAAAAGAUGUUUUUUUCACAAUUAUGCUGAUGGAAAAUCCUUACUUAUUCAAAACAAAUGGAGCAACUUAUAGAGUGAAUUUUAUGAUAAAAGUGUGACAUUGAAAAUAAAGAAUUUAUAAGAAUAUUGUUCAUUACUCUGGGAGAUGACUAUAAACCACUACACAGAAUUCCCAAUCCCUCUAUUUUUGUCCACCUGCAUUUAAGAGAGAAAAAAAAAAAAAAACUACAUGAAGAUCAAAAGAGAAUUUUAAGGAUUACCAAGGAAGAGUUGUUUUUUUUUUCUCAUUAUAUCAACAGAUCUGCAAAAAUUGAAUUUCAUCUUUGAAAGUUACAAGGGUCUCAUGUGUCUUUUUAAGUCCUAUUUAUGCUAUAUUUAAUAAAAUGAUUUUUGUGCAAAAAAACCCAAAAAACAUUCAUUUUCCAAGACCAAACGAGCAAAAGCUAAACAAGCAAUUUUCAAAAUGACAAUCGGUACCUAUAUUAAAGCAUUCCAACCAGAACACCGCAGAUAUCUUGGAGCCACGAUUUACCCCAAUAUACUAUGUAUGCAACGUGAGCCCAAGAAUAUGGGAAAUAAAGAUAGAGAGAAUAAAUGCAAACCAUCAUUCGGGAGGGAACGAUUGCUACUGUUUGUGAAAGUUCAUCAAAAUCUACCAUUGAGAGUGAAAGAUGGAUCAGUACUUGUGUGGUUCACAUACCAAGAAUUGCCAUUUAGCGCAUUAUGGAGCGACUGACCAAGUGCUCACUUCAUUGCUGACCCUAAGAAAUGAAUAGUGCAGGAUAAUAGAGCCUCUACUUGCCCUUUCCUGGUCUUUCAGGCUGCUUCUGUCUCAGACCUCUGGGGAACCGACCUUCCUGCGUUCUCCUUCCCAUCAGCCAUUCUCCCUCCUAAUCCCGGCUAUUUUCCCUGCCUGUUUCCCUGGCCUGGACAAGCCCCCAUGGGAGCAUCCUCUGACUUCCUUCAAGCCUCCCCUAAAAUCUCACCUUGGAUAAGCUGCUCCUACAGAUCUCCCUCAGUGCCAUGUACAUUGCUGUUGCCAUAUAGCCCGCUCCCACUAAAAUGCCAGCUGCCCUUUUUAUGGUACCUUGAACCUAGUAGGUUCUUAAAUCAAUUCUUGUUGAUAACUUGGGAAGAAAAACAGACUAUGAUAAUCCUAUAAAAACAAACACCUGAGGGGCAGUUGGAUGACACUUCCUAGCUGUCUGACCCUGGGCAAGUCACUUAACCUCAAUUACCUCACCAAAAAUAAAUGAUUGAUAGAAAUACCAUUUAUAACAGAACCCACUGAAUUCCUGGGCAUUCAUAAAGGCAAUUGCUAAACAGUUUAGAGAGAUAUCAAACAGCAAAUAUCAAAGCACAUGGCUGGGUUCAGCCUGGAAGAUAAAUAUAAUAUACUGAGAUUGCGUCACUGAUCUUGCAUUGCCCCAGGAAUCCACAGACUACCUUACUAAAUUAAAAAAAAAUUGUGUAACAAAUGAAAAAGAAAAUUACGGAGAAGACUUAAAACAAUGAGCGAACUAAUCAGCACUAGAUAUAAAUGAGAAAAUAUCAAUAAACAUAGCGAGUGUUCAAGUAGAACUUAAUCUCUGUCACAAAAAAAAUAAAAAAAUAAAAGGAAAUCCGAUUACUCAGAGGAAAAUUGGUGGCAGUAUUUGGGUAGAUAGGUGGGGAACAGAAAAGGAUGAUGAACAGCACCAGAUUUUCCUAUUGCAAAUGUUGUAUCUUUAAACCAAUAAAAAUGAGAAAAUAAUAACGAAUUGCUCCAUCUACAUAUCACUGAAUUAGGGAAAUUUUUGCCAGUAAACAAAUUAGCAGAAAUGAAAUGACUGAAUAGUUUUGCACAAGAAAACAAAGAUCUAAAAAAGGAAUGACUAGAAAAAAUCUAUUGUAACAUGCAUUUCAAAUAAUCGUGGCAUUCAGACUAAAAUGGACGGUACUGUUUAAAUAUAAAAUGGAAGUCAGGAGUUCCAUCACAGGCAGGGAACCGCCCUCAGAGCCAUAUUUGGUAGUCUCUCUCUCGGUACAUAGCAUGUAGUAUAUAGUUUAGUAGAUUGUACAUCAUUCAGUCUCUACAAGAACAGAAGCAUUGCCUUUUUGUCUAGGUCCAACUAGCCCAGUUCUAGGAGUCAGGAGACAUUUUAGACUCUAGAGAAAUACACUGAUGUGUACGUACAUGUGGAAAUCCUACUCCCAAAAACUAAAAUCUAAAAUAAAUCAACAAAACUGAACACGCCUAUUCUGCAAGUAAAAAAGAGUUUGGACCAGCCUGUCCCAGAGCCGUGGGAACCAGAUCUCGGCUACUCCCAAGGAUCAGAGUGGAACCCAGAUACCCAACGUCUCCGGGAUGCUGGUGCAAACAGCAUUGCCCGACUGGACACGGAAAACCUUGACCUUGCCAUCCUUCCAACAGCCCUGGCCAGCACACCCUGCCACACCUCGUCUCUAGCUACUGUUUUAAGGUACAUUAUGGGGUCCUGAGGCUUUUCCACAGGUUUGCACUCCAGGAGCUGGAAGAUAGUCCCUGGCACACAGAGCUCAGAUAGGAAGUGCCCAAGGGGCCAAGGUUCUAGAUCAGGUCCAAAAGGGGAAAAGAGGUAUGUGGGAGGGUUUAGAAAAGUCAGAAAGCUUCCCAGAUGUGACCAUAUGAACUGGAUCUCAAGAGUCAAUUUAAGGAUUUCAACAUUAAAAACAACCAACUGGUCUUUCCUCAGAUUAUAGCGAGGUUAUUAACAUCUUAAAAAUGAGAUCAAAUCCACUUCAUACCAUCUGGUGCUUUUCUAAUUAAGUGCUAAUAAACCAAUGGAAAAAGCCACAAUAAGAGAAGCAGAAAAAUGGGAUAUUAUCACAAGUAUAGAAUUUUUUUUCUACAAAAAUAUUGAUUUGAUUACCCAAAAUUUCUAAAUACCUCAAAAAGCAAUACAUCCAAAAGAAAAUGCAAAUAAAAGUCCAUUUUUAAUAAAAUCUCACCUAAAACAAAUUAAAUUCUAUUCAAGAUUCAUUUCUCAUUAUGUAAUUGAUCAAAAAUUUGGAACCCAUUGAAGUCCCAUCUGAGAAAUGAUUCAAAUGAGCAGAAAUGCAAAUUUAAGACUGACAUAUAGCACCUUAUUCUAUCUAUGAGACCGGUCCAGGCCUGGGAGAGUGGGUUGUGAGUUGGUGAGAGGUCCCUGGCCACAAGUCUGGCACAAAAAUGUGUAAACUCAAUAGAUAGGAAAGCUUUAAAAGUUUGGAACCUAAGUAUUUUGUCCUAACACUUUCCACUCUUACCCAACAAUUGGAGUCUACUUGGAAAAGCCUAAAAGUUGUACGGCAGUUAUAAAGAGCCAAAAACUUCCCAGUGCGGUCACAGAACAGCCGUAGCACAGAAAUGUCAUAGUGUGGUGUAUUAUAGCUAAACACGGCCACAUCAUUGCCAUAAGAAUAUCAUAUAAUAAAUGCUGGUAUCACACCUUUUGAAGCACGGGGAGAUAAGACCGUGGGGGGUGGGGGGGAUUGUAGCAUCUGGCAGCAGACACGGGUCAGGUUAGGGUAAGGCCGGAUGCAAGGACAAGUGGGAGGGGAGGCAGGAAUAGGGAACGAGUGACCCGUGGCCACCAAGAAGCCCGUAAGGCUCGAGACCAUGGGGUACAGGAGAGAACAGGACAGAGAAGGCUGAAGCAGCAGGGUGAAUGCCACAGACUGGAGGUCUGCAAACACACAGAGGCCAUCACCUCACAGUGGGGGCUCCAAGGAAGGAGACUGGCCUAGGAUCACAAAGAAGUACAAGAGCCGCCUUCCCCGGGGGCCAAAGGGGACCCCAGCUCAGACAAGGCAGAAUGGCCUGUGAAUGGGGGGGGUCCCACAGUGGGGGGAAGGUCAAGGGAGAGGGAAGGCCCUGGCACACCUGACCCAACCUCCUGGGCACCGGUAAGGGGCCGCAGAGGCAGGCUGAGUAAAGCUGGUGCAGAGGGAGGGAAACAGACCCGCUCAGCACUGACCCAGAUUGCUAAAACAUCCUAACAAUCCCAAGGACCCACAAGUGGGAUGAUGGGGACCGUCAAGUCAAUCUUGGCAAAGGAAAGGCCUGUGCUGAGCGGGAUCGAGCACAAGAAUUCCAAGUUAAAAGCCUGCUGCGGUGACCAGGAGAGAGCCAGACCAUAAAGGGAGAGGGGGGGCGGGGGCAGCAAGACAAGGACCAGACUCCGGCCUAACAAGGCCCAAGCCUUUCCUGUUUGUCCUCAUCUCCCCAGGGGUGGGAUUGCAGAAGUGCAGGCACUAGGACCAGUGCUUCACAAGCUAACCUUCCCCAUAGAGGAACACAAAGAUCUCCACAGUACUUGACACCAGGAGGGCCAGUACGUUCAGUCAAUAGCAGAUUUUUUUUUUUCUACAUGGAAAAUACCAAUCGGGAAAAGUAGUGUUCUCAGGCGGAGUGUAACGGUGGGGGAAGGUGAGGAACCCGGUAGACAGGGUGCACUGGGCUGACAGAAAGGUCCCCAAGGUUACCAUUUGUCCCCAACACCCGGACAAUUCACCAAGGCCAGAGCCUUCAACUCAUCUGAUGGUUUCAGAAACCACAAUCACUUAUGCAUCACAACUAUUGAAAAGUUUUCCAACUUUUUGUUUAUCUCACCCAAUUCAAAAGGUACACGCCGAUACUAAGACUUGUUAACAUCUGACAAUCCCCCCCAUUACGGAAGCACAAAGCCAGUUUGAUGAUUUCAAAGCAUCAUAAUGAAAUUGGGGUCAAAACAUUGAUGUAUAAAAAGUUGGCUCACCUGAAUCCAGCCUGGCACUGAGGAAGGAAAAGACAAUUAGAAUUUACUUACUCGAGUUCUGGACUUGCUCCUGGUGGUACAGGUGGUGGAAAUUGGGUUUACUUCUGACCUGGGACAAACCUCAACCAUCAUCCCCCUCCCCAAAUGCCAAUACUGCUUCAUUGUUCAUAUUCAACCUUGACCUUGGUGUGAGGAAGAUCCCAAUUCAGAUUCACACAAAACUUCACUUCAAUUUUGGGCCAUUACACACUGGCCAAAACAUCUCCCUUUAAUAGUUUUUCAAAGUAUAGGGCCCUAGACGGCCCAAAAGCUGCCAAGUGUUGGCUUUUAGUUAUGAACCCGGAUCUGGAACUGAGCCUGCCCCUCCCCUUCUGCCCAAGAGGCAGUGGGACAGCCAGAGUCCAGAAGCAUCUCUUAAGCGCAUGGUACCACAAGGAGGGAGGUUGGGGGAGAAAGAGGUCAUUCUUCACAACCAAACUAAAUAUUACACUUUAGGACUGUCACCACUGGGCAUGGAUGCUGCCCAAAAGUCUCAGUCACCUCAUCAGUAGCUUGGCAAACAAUGUUCAGUGUUAUGGAGUCCAGCUCCAAAACCCCAGCCGACAGCCACCAUCCUAGAUAGAAUAACCAAGCCUGACCUUAGAGGCAAGGAGCCUCUGGUAACCUCUUUCAAACAGUCCCCCAUGAAAUUUCCCCCAGUACUUGCAUUACUAUAUGCCCAUCAUGGGACUCACAUUUUGUAAUUACCAACAGGUUACAGUGCAAUGACUUAAAAAUAUUCAGUUUUGUUGAAAAUUACCAUGGGGUGAGCUUUUCUACCUCCUAGAGCACAUCAUUUAGGGUCUGGACAUAAAAUGUCAUGACUAUUUUUCACCAAGGGACUCACAAAUUGUACAAGUCGACUGCUUAGGAAUAUCACAUUUCACAUUGCAUUAGGAAAACAAAAUAUCAAUGCUAUAACCCAAGUUUUCAGUACAAAUAGACGAUAAAAAUACAAUAGCAACAUCAAACUUUUGGAAAAAACGAAAAACUUCAAAAUUUUUAUUUGUGCUGCUUAAGGGAGAAAAAUGUUAGUCAUUUACAAGUCAUGGUUUAUAACUGUACAAAAAGCCCAAUAUACUUACUUUAACCACUUACACAAUUCUAGGACUAUCUACACUAACAUCGUGUCUUAAGUUUUGUUUGUAUCACGAACCAAGACUGAAAUUCACCUUUAGCCUUGCCAAGUCAACAAAACCACAAGAUGGCAGCAAAGAAAAUUCAAGUUGUGCUCCCUAGCCUUCAGCUUGGGAGUCACUGGCACAAAGACGCUUUAAGGCUCAGUUUUAGCAAAGGAACAUGAUACAAAGUCACUUAAACCCAUCCUUUUCAUUUUCUAAACAAUUACAAGUUAAACUAGGUAAAAAGUACUGACAAAAGUUCAUUGAGGUAAUUUUCCAAUGUACAAAAUCCAAUUUGCUCCUUAAAAAGUCCAAUCUAGUUUUCUAACUCCCAGUUUCAUUCACAUUUAAUUAUGGUCACAAUACAAUUAUCAGUCCCAACACAUCCCUUUGUUCCCAAGUUCACAACACACGGUUCUGAUGGUACUUUAUUGAAAGGUUACAAUGACCCACGUAUGGUACAGACACAACCUGGCAGCUGAUCAUUAUCUCCCCUCCCCCCCAGUCAACAGAGAACACUUAAAGUAUUUUCAAGUCUUCAAUUAACCACCACCCGUUUACCUUGAUUACCAUUAUUAGUUUUCCUGAAACCCAACAAUUUUAAAAGCCGAUUCUAUGUAGUUCCCAAUUGUUUCCGAAAA